AACAGCAACACCAGACAUAGGGGAGGGAAAAAAGCGAAGUGAUCCAUUGAACCAAAAGUCUUUGCCCUCUCUUAAUUACGUAGUGGCCCAUAUCUUUUCUCUUUUUUUCCACUUUAAACAUUUUUUUUUCUUUCUUCUGUACUUGAAGACCUCUGGUUGUUGGUAAUUAGCUUGAGGAGAAUAAAAACAACCGAUAGGGAGAGGGGUGGUGCAUUGUGGAGCGAGAUGGCUAACAGAAUGGUUCUAUCACUCCUUCAUGGUUUCUUCUACCUAUCUCUGAUUCAGCCCUCUCUUCAAGGAGGUGUGUACGUGCCGGCUGGUGCUGGAGUCGGACCAGGAGCAGGAGGAUCUGGACCAGGUGCUGGUCUCUACCCAGGAGCUGGUGGGAUACCCUCAGGAGCAGGCUACAAACCAGCUAAACCUGGUGCUGGAGGAUAUGGAGGACGGGGUGGUGUUGGUGCUGGAGGUCUGGUCCCUGGUGGCGGGGCAGGAGGCAUAGGAGCAGGAGGCCUCGGAGGAGGAGGAGUCGGUGGAAAGGGCCCCAAACCUGGUUAUGGAAACCUUGGUGCUGGUGGUGUUGGGGGCGGUGGUCUUGGUGGUGGAGGAUAUGGAGCUGGUCCUGGAGCCACCGGUCUAGGAACAGGAAGCUUUGGAGGAGGAGGAUACGCUAAGCCUGGAGCUGGUUAUGGAGGAGGCUCGCCGUAUGGAGGCUCGACUUAUGGAGGAGGUGGUGCUGGGGGCUUCUUCCCUGGAGGUGGUCUGGGACAGAAGGCAGGACCCAAACCAGGCUAUGGGGCAGGAGCUGGACUACAACCAGGCUAUGGUGCAGGUGGACUACCCGGGGGUGGACUACAGCCAGGCUAUGGCGGUGGUGGAUUACAGCCAGGUCUAGGGGGACCUGGAGGCGCAGGAGCAGGAGCUGCAGUGCCUGCCGGAGCACCUGUUAUUCCUCAGACUGGACUACCUGGAGGUGGGCUGGGACCUGGUGCCGGAAAAGGAAAGGCUCCAAAAGGAGGAGUGCCAGGUGUGGGGGUGCCUGGACUUUACCAAGGUGGCCAGGUGCCAGGACAAGGGUUUGGUGGUCGCGGAGUGCUGCCCGGUGUGGCCACUGGGAACGGACUCAAUCCCAAAUCAUUGGCAGGUGGAGGACAACAGGGACCAGGAGGCUCAGGUCGUGUUGGUUACGGAGGACCAAUGCAGCCAGGAGUAUUCCAUGGAUACCCACUCAAAACACCCAAAACACAAGUUCCUUUCCCUCCAGUGCACAGAGUGUCUUAUCCCCAUCACCCCCAUUAUGGCCACAUGCACAGCCCCAUGCACGGCCACGGUCACAUGAACGGCCACGUGCACGGGCAGUUCUAUGGCUACCCCCCUCCUAGGCAUCAGGUCAUGUAUGGUGGCUAUGGAGCGAAAGCUGGAGGAGCUGGAGGCAAACUUCCAUUUGGAUACGGAGGCUUUGGUGGUGGUGGUGGAGCAGGCCUUCCUGGGGGAAAAGGAGGUCCUGGAUCCAAGCCUGGAUACCCCAUUGGAACUGGUGUGGGGACAGGAGGUCUUAACCCGGCCCAGGCUCAAGCUAAAGCUGCUAAGUAUGGUGCUGGUUUGGGUGGUGUGCCUGGUUUGGGUGGAGCCUACCCUGGAGCAGGAGGAGCUUACCCUGGAGGAUAUAAUCCUGCUGCAGCCAAAGCUGCUAAAUAUGGAGUCCCAGGAGGUGCAGGGGGCGUCCCAGGUCUUGGAUCAGUAGCAGGAGGAGCAGGAGGAGUACCUGGAGGUGUACCUGGAGGGGUACCCGGAGGAGCUGGAGGAUAUAACCCUGCUGCGGCCAAAGCUGCUAAAUAUGGAGUUCCAGGAGGUGCAGGAGCAGGCCUAGGAGCUGGAGGACUUGGUGGAGUACCAGGAGGGGGGGGUGUACCUGGGACUGGAGGAUAUAAUCCCGCGGCGGCCAAAGCAGCUAAAUAUGGACUCCCAGGAGGAGGUGCAGGCGGCCUUCCAGGUGCUGGAUCAGUUGCAGGAGGAGUAGGAGGAGUACCAGGAGCUGGGGCUGGAGGAUAUAAUCCUGCUGCGGCCAAAGCCGCUAAAUAUGGAGUUCCAGGAGCAGCAGGUGCAGGGUUAGGAGGAGCUGGAGGCUAUGGAGUGGGAGCCAGGCCUCCCUAUUACGGUGUUCCAGGGAGUACUGGAUUUGGGGGAGCAGGGGCUUUUCCAGGGGCUGGAGGAUACAACCCUGCCACCAAAGCUGCUAAAUAUGGAGUACCAGGAGGUGCAGGAGCAGGCCUAGGAGCUGGAGGACUUGGAGGAGCAGGAGGAGGGGUACCAGGGGCUGGGGCUGGAGGAUACAAUCCUGCUGCCGCUGCCAAAGCUGCUAAAUAUGGGGUCCCAGGAGGUGCAGGGGCAGGCCUAGGAGCUGGAGGUCUUGGAGGAACAGGAGGGGUACCAGCAGGAGGAGCUGGGGCUGGAGGGUAUAAUCCUGCUGCUGCCAAAGCUGCGACAUAUGGAGUCCCCGGAGGUGCAGGAGCAGGCCUAGGAGCUGGAGGAGCAGGAGGAGUACCUGGGGCUUUAGGAUAUAAUCCCGCUGCAGCAAAAGCUGCUAAAUAUGGAGUUCCAGGAGGUGUAGGAGCAGGCCUAGGAGCUGGAGGACUUGGAGGAGCAGGAGGAGGAGGAUAUGGAGGAGCAGGAGGGGCUGGGGCUGGAGGAUAUAAUCCUGCUGCAGCCAAAGCUGCUAAAUAUGGAGUUCCAGGAGGUGCAGGAGCAGGCCUAGGAGCUGGAGGAGUACCAGGAGGAGGAGGGGGGGUACCUGGGGCUGGAGGAUAUAAUCCCGCUGCAGCCAAAGCUGCUAAAUAUGGAGUUCAAGGAGGUGUAGGAACAGGCCUAGGAGCAGGAGGACUUGGAGGAGCAGGAGGAAUACAGGGAGGAGUACCUGGAGGAGGAGCAGGGGUUGUCCCUGGGGCUGGAGGAUAUAAUCCUGCUGCAGCCAAAGCUGCUAAAUACGGUCAGGGGGCUGCUGGUGGGCCAGGGGGUGGAUAUGGUGGUGUGCCUGCUGGAGGAUAUCCCAGGCCUGGGAGCUAUGGGGGAUAUGGAGGGGCAGCAGGAGGGGCAGCAGGAGGGGCAGGAGCUGGAGGAUAUAAUCCUGCUGCGGCCAAAGCUGCUAAAUAUGGAGCUGGAGGAGCCGGCCUAGGAGCUGGAGGAGCCGGCCUAGGAGCUGGAGGAGCCGGCCUAGGAGCUGGAGGAGCCGGCCUAGGAGGAACAGGAGGAGGGCCAGGGACUGGGGCUGGACCAGGAUAUGGAGGCUAUGGAGGAUAUGGAGGGGUACCAGCAGGAGGGGCUGCCGCUACUGCCAAAGCUGCUAAAUAUGGAGUUCCAGGAGGAGCUGGCGUGGCCGGGAGAGCAGGAGGGGUACCCGGGGCUGGAUAUGGAGGAUAUAAUCCUGCUGCGGCCAAAGCUGCUAAAUAUGGAGUUCCAGGAGGUGCAGGAGCAGGCCUAGGAGCUGGAGGACUUGGAGGAGUCCUAGGGGCUGGAGGAUAUAACCCUGCUGCGGCCAAAGCUGCUAAAUAUGGAGUCCCCGGAGGUGCAGGAGCAGGCAUAGGAGCUGGAGGAGCAGGAGGAUUACCAGGAGGAGGAUUACCAGGAGGAGGAGGGGGUGUAACUGGGGCUGGUGGAUAUAACCCUGCUGCGGCCAAAGCUGCUAAAUAUGGAGUCCCAGGAGGUGUAGGAACAGGCUUAGGAGCAGGAGGAUUUGGAGGAGCAGGAGGAGUACAGGGUGGAGUACCUGGUGGAGUAGGAGCUGGAGGAUAUGAUCCCACGGCCAAAGCUGCUAAAUAUGGUAAGCCAAAUGGGGUGGGCAUCGGUGGAGAAGGUGUGCCAGCGCCAGCAGCGACUCCAAGUCCAAGUGUGGGCGUGGGUGGUGGUGUUGGAGGAACUGCCGUUGAGCGCACUGACUUACCAUUGGGCACAGGGAUACCUAUCGCAGGCAAGCCAGAUCCCACACCUAUUGGCACACAGGCCACAGAGGCCCCAGAGCCAGAGCCCAGUGCCACAGGAUUACCAGGAGUUGGGGCAGGGGUGCUUCAACCUAGUGCUGGUACAGGCCCAGCUCAGCCUGGUGUGGGUGUCGGAGCAGGUGGCAAAGCUCCUAAACCCCCUGGUGCAGGUGGAUACCCGUAUGGUGGUUAUGGACAGGCAGGACGACUCCCGUAUGGUCAUGGACAGGGUGCAGGUGCUGGUGGAUAUCCCUAUGGAGGAGGCUAUGGAACUCCAUACGGAGCAGGAGCUGGACAACUUCCUGGAGCCAAGCCCCUGAAACCUCCAGUUGUCGGAGGAGCAGGCGGUGUGGCUGGAGGAGCAGGUAUUCCUCUUACUGGAGCCGGUGGUGGUGCAGGGGGAUACCCGUAUGGUUAUGGUCAAGGUGGUUAUGGACAGGGACAGGGUGCAAGGUAUCCCACUGGUGUUGGUCUGGGAGCUGGGGCAGGAGCAGGACAAAAAGCACCCAAACCCCCAGGUUAUGGUAACCUGGGUGCUGGUGGUGCUGGUUAUAAUCCAGGUGCUGGUGCAGUCCCAGGUUACGGAGGUGGCUACCCACAACAACGGGGCUACCCACAGCAAGGUGGCGGCUACCCACAGCAAGCCUACCCGGGAGCAUAUGGAGCAGGCCAGACAGCACCAUUGACUCCUCAACAAGCUAAAGCAGCCAAGUAUGGCCCACUCCAGAGCUUCCUUGGUGGAGCAGGAGGAGGAGGCUACAGACCAGGAGGAGCUGCUGCUGGAUGCCAAAGCAAAUACUGUGGAAGGCGGAAGUAGAGGAUGUUCUUGAGAAGAAGUUGAAUCUCAAGAAACAAUGGUGCUACUGCAUUAUCUAGAAUGUACAUUUUAUAUGCACAAAAUCCCCCAUUACAGUAUGUAAAGAUAUGUUGUACUUUAUUUGAUAUUUUUUAUACAAACCCACCGACCCAGACUUUUGCACACAUUUGAUGUGACUUAGUGUUAUUGAUUGUGCCUUUAUCGUUACAGUGGUCAUGGUGUUCCUCAUCUCUUACUGACAUGCCUGCGGUGCUCCCCUUUUAGUAGCUAUACUCAGUAGUUGUGUGUGCCUGCAUGUGUGUGGGCGUGUUUGCGUGGAUGUGUGCCUAUGUGGCUGUGUGUACGUGUGCACUUGCACGUGUUGCCAUAGAUGUGUGCGUGUUUGGGUAGAUAGGAGAAUGUGAAAGAUUCUCCAGCUAUAGAAGCACCAGUUCUGUAACUGUACAUCCCUCUAUUGCAGUAUCCCCAAUUGCUUAGUGUCUGUGUGUACCAAAGUUGGAGAUCUUCACAUACUGACACGUCAAACUAAGGGUUGAGCUUCAAGAGGUAUGGUUGGUAAAGUGCUGAUAAACUUUGGCCAUGUAUCAGAACUGCCUCCUCUAGUUUUCUAUCAUCUCUGCUGCUAUUUAUAGCCCUGGGUGAAAUAGCAGUGGCAUAGCGGGUGUGUGUGGGCACAGGUUUCACAGUCCAUCUGCCAUCUGUAACUAUUUUAAGUGCCAUGGUUUAAGUAGCCUAUCUUCAGCCUUCUUACCUUGAUUUCCGCCAAACUUGUGAAGUAUGAAGAGCAGGUUUUGCUCUGAAUGUGGGAAAGCUGAUGACAAUCAAUCCAAAGGUGUUCAAAAGAUUUUUAGGUGAUCUUUAGUGAUAUUCAUAUCAUACAUUGUGUCGGUUUGUACCAAUCCUUUGAAAUGCAGUGUGUUUUGUUUCUUAAAUGAUUUGUAUGUUUUUAGUUUUUAGAAAUGCAGGUUUUACAAAAAUGUAAAAGUAAAACUGAAAUCCUUUCGAUACUGCUCUGGCAUGUAUUGUACAUUAUGUAUGUAUGACAUGAACAUUUUGUUUUCUUAAUUAUGUAUACUUUUUCUGGUGUCCAAGAUUAAGUGCCUAGAAUGUUAUGCAUAUCUGGAAUCAUUCUAGUUUCACAUGCAGUUAUAGUUUAAUUUAUGCAAAUUGUCUCUCAUUAUUCAAGUUUCAAAAGUUUCUGGUCAGAAAAGUAGACGAUCUCCAGAUUUGUGUAAUCUAGAAUAACUCCGUGGUGCUUUUUAUGAACUGUGUGAGCCGCUCCUGUCAGGGGCCGCUGCCCUCUGCCGUGGGAUAGUAUUCAUCUGAUUUAAACAGAAAAAGAAUAAGGAAUUAUGGGGUUUUGUACUUUUUAAUUUUCAAUGCACAUUUCACUUGUGCCCAGCAAUACCGGCCUUUUAUUUGCUUCAGUAAAAUAACGAAAUAAAAUUGUUUUAAUGAAUACA
Molecule: messenger RNA, 6251 nt
Organism: Salmo salar (Atlantic salmon)
Lineage: Eukaryota; Metazoa; Chordata; Actinopteri; Salmoniformes; Salmonidae
Molecular function (GO): extracellular matrix structural constituent
Source: RefSeq, a predicted model, not a curated record